AUGACGCUCUACUACUCUCUCGUCUUCUUCCUCCUCGUCCUGGAGAUGGUGCUCUUUAUGCUCCUUCUCAUCCCUCUCCCGCACACGGCCAAGCGCAAGGUCUUUACCUUCAUCUCCGAAAACCCCAUCAUCUCCAAGGUCAUGUACUGGCUCAAAAUCACCUUUGUCUUCAUCCUCAUCCUGUUCAUCGACAGCGUGAACCGCGUGUACCGCGUGCAACUGGAAGUGGUCGCCGCGGGAGAACAGGCGUCCAAGGGAGCUGCUAUUCUGGGCCACGAACGCCUCGAAGUCCAGGCGCGUAAAUUCUACUCCCAGCGAAACAUGUACCUCUGCGGCUUCACCCUGUUCCUGUCGCUCAUCUUGAACCGCACCUACGUCAUGAUCAUUGACAACAUCAAGCUGGAGGACAAGGUCCAGGCGUUUGAGAGCAACAAGAACUACAAGGAGAACAAGUCGAGCGAGGUUGCCGAGCUGCAGAAGCGGCUGGCCAUGAAGGAGCAGGAUUUGCAGACGCUCAAGAAGCAGAGUGAGGGGCUGCACAGGAGCUAUGACGAGCUGAGCGACAAGUACGCGGCUACGCAGGUUGACGAGGGGAAGAAGGGGAAAUAA
Molecule: messenger RNA, 609 nt
Organism: Metarhizium robertsii ARSEF 23
Lineage: Eukaryota; Fungi; Ascomycota; Sordariomycetes; Hypocreales; Clavicipitaceae
Product: B-cell receptor-associated 31-like protein
Exons: 4
Coding region: 1-609 (202 amino acids)
Biological process (GO): endoplasmic reticulum to Golgi vesicle-mediated transport; intracellular protein transport
Cellular component (GO): endoplasmic reticulum; endoplasmic reticulum membrane
Source: RefSeq, a predicted model, not a curated record